AUGACUUCAACGCCUCGCUUGCGGUCUGGGUUCCCAGCGACCCCAGCGACCGCUGCUCCGCGCCGUCAAACCCUUCAGCAGCAGACGCCCUCGACCGUGGCCUCCGUCUCCUCGUCCGCCGCCGGCUCCACGACCAAGUCGCCCACUCUGCCCCUCGCGCCCGAGAACCAGUCGACGCAGAGUGUCACCAGCCAGCCCGUCAUCCCCCUCACCUUCCUCGACGCGCCCCAGCAGCGUCUCUACGCAUUUGGCGUCUACGUCCUCCUGUGGGCGUGGAAGCUCUACGACUGGCUGCAGGUCGUCGAAGAUGGCGACUCUUCGUGGUGGCUCUUUCUGAAGUGGAUCUUCAUCGACUUCGCCUUUCUCUACGGCCUGCCUGAGCUCCGCAUACCUUGGCUCGAGCUGUCCCAGGCCCUCGUCACCGGCGUCUUCCUGUCGCACCUGGUCCUCAACUACAUGCUCAUGUUCAACAUUCCCCUCCCCUGGCAGUCAUGGCUCAUCGGGCUCGUCAAGGUCCUCUACGACCGCGAACUCUCCAUAUCCGAACACAAUGUCAAGGUCGCCAAUAUCCUCAACAACCACUCCCUCAUUAUGGGCAAGCAAAUCAUCAAUAUCCUCCCCGAGGGCUCCGCCGUCCUCAACCCGGAGCACAUUCCCUUUUGCUUGAGCCCCAAGUCCAAGGCCGGCGUCGCCUUGCCCAUCUACUUCAACUCCAGCGUCCCGGCUGAGAUCGAACUCAUCCGCAUCGACCUCGAGACCAACAAGCAGGAGACGAUCAAAGUGCCCAACCGUGAGGUCAACAAGGUCGCCAAGUCGAUUCGCGACCAGAUGGGGGAUCCCAACUCGGCUGGUUUCAACUGGCAAUUCCAGGUCAAGAAGCCCGGCGUCUACAGACUCGCCAAGGUCCUCGACGAUUACAAGCUGGAGGUUCAAAGAACAGCCAAGGACACUUAUGUUGUCCCCUGUCCCCAGGCUCGAAUCAAGACUGCCGACUCGACUCAGCGCUGCAUCCGUGACCUGUCCGACCUCUCCCUCGACGUGUUCGGAACGCCUCCGCUCAAGAUUGUCUAUCGCCGGACAAUCAAUGGCAAAAACGACGGCUUCCAUUUCCAGAGUCUGCAGCCGGAUGGCUUCGUCUCUCCUCUCCUCCAGGGCACGUCAGAUGCCAUCAUCACCAACGAGGACGACUUCUCUUGGGUGCGUCCCUCCAAGGUCACCGUCGGUCUUAACGAGUCCAUGACGACGGCCGGAGAGUGGGAGUACUCGGUAGAAGAAGUUCACGACGCUUUCGGCAAUAUUGUCAAGUAUGCAGAGCCAGGGGCCGAAGCCGAUCACGCAGUACCUCGAGGGUUGACUCAGCGGUUCGCCGUCAUGGAGCGGCCUAAGGUCCGCCUGGCAACCUGCGACCUCAGAAACCCCAUCAAGGUCGCCAAGGGCAAGCCUGCGAAGCUGCCCGUCAACUUUGGCAUUUCAGGUGCCGUUACGGACACGUCAUACCAGGUCACUUGGAAGUUUUCCCCCAUUGAUUCUCUCACCAACAGUGGAGAUCACGGCAAGCAAGUCUCCUUCGGAGAAUACUCGGCCAAGAGCUCCCGUGACAAGCCAGUCGUGUCUGAGCCCGGCCUUUAUACCCUCGAUUCCAUUACCAGUGGAUCUUGCAAGGGCGAAGUGGCGGAGCCGUCUUCCUGCCUGCUCCUCAAUCCGCUUGAGCCGCAUCUCUCCAUCAAAACAGAGGAGAUUCCAGACAAGUGCGCCGGGAACUCGAUUGGUCUCCGGGUCGACCUCGAUCUGGUCGGAACGCCGCCAUUCGCAGUCCGAUACGAGAUUAUCACGGAUGGUCGGACCGAGAAACAGGUCCAUCGCGUCAACGGCCUAAGAAGCCAACUCGAGCUUGUGCCAAAGACGGCCGGUCGGCACAAGUAUGUGUUCAAGUCCAUCGAUGACUCCGUGUAUACUGGUCUGCCGCUCGAGGGGUCCGACAAGAUUCUGGAACAGGUUGUUAAGCCUGCCGCAUCGGCUUUGAUUGCGAACCGCGACAAGGAGAUCAGCGCCUGUCUGGACUCUCAGGUUGAAGUUGAUGUUGAGCUUCACGGAGACCCCCCUUUCAACCUUGAAUGGGAGAUGGUUCACGAUGGCAAGCGCAAGACCGAGCGCGCCAAUGGUAUUCAGGACAAACGUUACAGGAUCAAGACCGCCAGCCUGAGCAAGGGUGGCGAGUACAUCCUUGCCCUUAGCAGCGUUCAAGACCAGCGAGGGUGCCGCACCUUCUUGCAAGACCAGCUCAAGCUCUCAGUCCGCAGGCAACGGCCGCGGGGAGGUUUCGGCCUUGUCGAGCAGAAGAACAGCAUCAUGGCAGUCGAGUCCGACACUCCCCUUCGGCUUCCGCUACGACUUCAGGGUGAGGCUCCUUGGACCAUUUCGUAUCGCAACCUCAACGAAAGCGGUCAAGUCCUCACAAAGACCGCCACCGGUGCAAACGAUUACCUCAUGGUCAAGUCUCGAGGCGUCUACGAACUCGUCAACGUCAGAGACAAGCAAUGCCCUGGCACUGUUGAUGAGGCCGCUUCGAAGUUCAAGGUCGACUGGUUCCCUCGGCCUCAAAUGUUCCUGGUUCAGACCGAGAGUACCACCGGAUCCAAUGACGCAUUUGUCAAGCAGGAGGUCUGCGAGGGUGACAUAGACGGCUUCGAGGUGAAGCUUCAAGGCUCUCCCCCUUACCAUGUCGAGUAUGAGGUUAUCCACAAGUCGGUUACGGGAUCCAGCGCAACCCUCCAGAAAAGGUUUGACGCCGCGCUUCCCAAGGCGGCCAUCUCCAUGGACACGAGCAAGGCGGGCCAGUACAAGUACCGAUUCUUCGGCUUGGCGGACAACCUCUACAACAACGAUAAGAGCUUCAAUCAGCUCGUUGUCGAGCAGAGGGUCAAUGCUAAGCCGUCCGCAUCCUUCACCAAACCCGGCCAGUCCUUCAAAUACUGCAUGCAGGAGCAAGAGCAGGAAGACAAGAUUCCCAUCACGCUCACCGGUGUUGCGCCGUUUUCCGUUGAGGUCGAGAUCAAGCAUCAGGCCGGAUCUCCGCCGGAGACGUACCGUGUCUCGUCCAUCAACUCCAAUUCUUACCGCAUGCCGAUCCCGCGAGAGCAUCUUCGUCUCGGCACCCAGCAGCUUCGCAUUCGAAGGGUGCGGGACGCCCGUGGCUGCCAGCAAAAGUACGAAAUCGGCGCUCCGUCGAUCCAGAUCCAGCUGUACGAUGCGCCGUCGAUCUACGCGCUUGAGUCGAGGGAGGACUUUUGCGUCGGUGAACGUAUUGCGUACACCCUCUCAGGAACACCGCCCUUCGAUAUCACGUACGACUUUAAUGGUCGUUGGCACGCCAAAUCCCAGACCACCAACUUCCGCCGCAUCGCGGAGAAGGCCGGCGUGUUUACCAUCACGAGCAUCUCGGACAAGGCCAGCGAGUGUCGCGCCGCAGUCAACCUGCGCAAGACCAUUCACCCGCUGCCCAGCGUCCAAAUCAGCCGCGGCAAGGUGUCUCGCGUGGAUAUCCAUGAAGGUAACGAGGUGGAUAUCCUGUUCGAGUUCUGGGGCACGCCGCCCUUUGAGUUUACCUACACGAGGAGCACGAACGCCAAAAAGGGCCAGCGCAGCGUCGUGCUCGAGACGCGACACGAUGUCUCGUACGAGCGCAGCAAGAUGGUCAAGGCUAGUCAGGAGGGCACGUACGAAGUCGUGGCGAUCAAGGAUAAGUUCUGCUCCUUCUCAACACAGCAGGUGGAGAAGAGAGAUGCCCGGCUGUAG
Purpureocillium lilacinum is the source of this 3795-nucleotide messenger RNA. RefSeq lists its product as uncharacterized. NCBI's taxonomy places the organism in Eukaryota, Fungi, Ascomycota, Sordariomycetes, Hypocreales, Ophiocordycipitaceae. The record is from RefSeq and is a predicted model, not a curated record. Gene Ontology annotation, molecular function: structural constituent of nuclear pore. Gene Ontology annotation, biological process: protein import into nucleus; nuclear pore organization. Gene Ontology annotation, cellular component: nuclear pore transmembrane ring.